CGGCGCUGAUCGGCGGCGGAGCGGCCCCGGCCCCGGGAUGGAUUUCUCCAAGUUCCUGGCCGAUGACUUCGAGGUGAAGGGCUGGGUGAACGGAGCCUUCCGGGCCGUGCAGCAGCAGGAGGCGCCCGGCCAAGUGGACGCCCACGCCGCCACCUUGGUGAUGAAGUUGCAGCUCUUCAUCCAGGAGGUCAACAACGCCGUGGAAGAAACAAGCCACCAGGCGCUCCAGAACAUGCCCAGAGUCCUUCGGGAUGUGGAAGCCUUGAAACAGGAGGCAACUUUCCUGAAGGAACAAAUGAUCCUUGUUAAGGAGGACAUUAAGAAAUUUGAAGAGGACACAGCUCAGUCAAUGCAGGUCCUGGUAGAGCUUGAUCGAGUGAAAUCCAGAAUGCAGCUGGCUGCAGAGUCCCUCCAGGAAGCAGACAAGUGGAGCACACUGAGUGCAGAUAUUGAGGAAACUUUUAAAACACAAGAUGUGUCUGUGAUCUCUGCCAAGCUAACAGGCAUGCAGAACAGCCUGGCGAUGCUUGUGGACACUCCGGACUACUCUGAGAAAUGCGUGCACCUAGAGGCUCUGAAGAACCGGCUAGAGGCCAUGGCCAGCCCCCAGAUUGUGGCCACUUUCAACGCUCAGUCUGUAGACCAGGCAAAAGUGUUUGUGAAAGUCUUCACUGAAAUUGAUCGGAUGCCCCAACUCCUGGCUUAUUACUACAAAUGUCACAAGGUGCAGCUGGUGACAGUCUGGCAGGAUCUUUGCCAAAGCGACUUAAGUUUAAAUCGGCAGCUGACUGAACUGUAUGAUACUCUGCUUGGAACAUGGCACUCACAACUCCAGUGGGUCAUGCAGGUUUUUAAGAACCCCCAUGAAAUUGUGACUGUGCUGCUGAUCCAAACAUUAGGUGCCUUGGUGCCUUCAAUCCCAGUCUGCCUCCGCACCGCAAUGGAGGGAGCCAGCCAGGAAACCAAACUAAAUACGCUGCUGGAGCUGCACGACACCACAGCCCACUUUGCAAGAGGCUUGGAAGUAGCAGUGCUGUCUAACUUAAAAGAGCAUAACCUGGUGAAAGUGAUGGAACUGGUGGAAGUAGUGUAUGGUCCGUAUAAGCCCUACCAGCUGCGGUACGGAGACCUGGAAGAAGAAAAUCUCCUCAUCCAGAUCAGUGCAGUGCCCUUGGAGCAUUGGGAAGUAAUUGACUGCGUCCAGGAACUGAGCCACUCGGUGAACAAACUCUUCAGUCUGGCUUCUGGAGCCAUCGACAACUGCGUUAAACUCACCGAUGGGCUGGCGGUGUGUGGGCUGCUGAAGGCACUGAAAGCUCUUUUCAAAAAGUAUGUGUCUGACUUCACUACUACUUUGCAGUCCAUAAGAAAGAAGUGCAAACUGGAUGAUAUCCCCUCGGAUUCCCUCUUCCAGGAGGACUGGACUGCAUUCCAAAACUCUAUCCGGAUAAUAGCUACUUGUGGUGAACUCCUUCGGCAGUGCGGGGACUUUGAGCAGCAGCUAGCAAACAGGAUUUUAUCCACUGCUGGGAAGUAUCUGUUGGACUCCUACAGCCCUUGUAGUCUGUCUGGCUUUCAGGAUGCCAGCUCUGCGGAGAAGAAGAGCUCAGUCAAGAACCCCUGGCAGGAAUACAACUACCUCCUGAAGGAGACUCCGUCUGAGUAUGCCAGCCUCAUGGAAACACUCCAUACCCUAAAGGAGAAAGGGACGAGUAACCACAACCUGUUGUCCGCAUCUCGAUCUGCCCUUACCCACCUCAACCAGCUAGCGCACCAGUUGGCGUUUGACUCUGUUUUCCUUCGCAUCAAACAGCAGCUCUUACUGAUUUCCAGGAUGGAGGGCUGGAGCUCAGCUGGCAUUGGUGAGACACUAACAGACGACCUGCCAAACUUCAGUCUGACUCCUCUUGAGUACAUCAGCAACAUCGGACAAUAUAUCAUGUCCCUCCCACUUCAUCUCGAGCCAUUCGUUACUCAAGAAGAUUCUGCUCUGGAACUAGCCUUACAUGCUGGAAAACUGCCGUAUCCGCCAGAGCAAGGUGACGAGUUACCUGAGCUGGACAACAUGGCUGACUACUGGCUAGGUUCCAUCGCCAGAGCAACCAUGCAAACCUACUGUGAAGUUAUCCUGCAGAUUCCAGAGCUCACCCUUCACUCAGCGAAGCAGCUUGCCACGGACAUUGAUUAUCUGAUAAAUGUGAUGGAUGCCCUCGGCCUUCAGCCUUCGAAGACGCUACAAAACAUUGUUACUCUGUUGAAGACCAAACCAGAAGACUACAGGCAAACAGCCAAAAGCUUGCCCCGCAGGCUAGCAAGCAACAUCGCCACCAUGAGAAGUGUGGACUAUUGACUCCGAGCCCUCGGAAAACUCCAGCCGGGGAGCUCUUGGCUAAAGGCUAAAUUUCCUACAUUGAAUUUUUUCUCCAAUAAACCUUCCAAGGAUGAUGGGAAUGUGG
Molecule: messenger RNA, 2456 nt
Organism: Terrapene triunguis (Three-toed box turtle)
Lineage: Eukaryota; Metazoa; Chordata; Testudines; Emydidae
Gene: COG7
Product: component of oligomeric golgi complex 7
Exons: 17
Coding region: 38-2350 (770 amino acids)
Biological process (GO): intracellular protein transport; retrograde vesicle-mediated transport, Golgi to endoplasmic reticulum; Golgi organization
Cellular component (GO): COG complex
Source: RefSeq, a predicted model, not a curated record